This is a messenger RNA of Amblyraja radiata (thorny skate), 7489 nucleotides long. RefSeq names its product non-SMC condensin II complex, subunit D3 (gene ncapd3). The transcript has 35 exons. The record is from RefSeq and is a predicted model, not a curated record. Lineage: Eukaryota; Metazoa; Chordata; Chondrichthyes; Rajiformes; Rajidae. Gene Ontology annotation, molecular function: histone binding. Bases 241 to 4704 code for a protein of 1487 amino acids. Gene Ontology annotation, biological process: meiotic chromosome condensation; mitotic chromosome condensation. Gene Ontology annotation, cellular component: condensed chromosome, centromeric region; condensin complex.
CCGGAACCGACUGCGCAGGCGCGAAAAAGCCUUCCCGUCGCGGGAAAUACAAACGUUAAAUAUAUGUGAAUGAGGCGGAAUAUUAUCAUUAUUAAUAAUAAUAAUUACAGUUGGUAUUACACGCCGGCAACAACAACAACAACAACAACAACAACAACAGCAGCAGCAGCGGUGAAGUGAGACUGGAGCGCGGGCGUUGGCUGGCGUCCCGAGUGCGGUGGCGGUGUUUUGGCGGGAACAAUGGCCGGAGCGGCGGCGGUGCGGGAACUGGAGGCGCUCGGGCUGCGGCGGAUCAGCGCCGCAUGGGUGGAUACGAUAUGGGAGGUGGAUUUUACAGAGACUGAACCGUUAGAUGAAUUCUUGGAAGAGGAGAUUACGGAAAAUGCACUUGAGGCAUUCUCCCAACUUUAUAAGAGUAUCUUUAAGUUUGUUGACCAGUCGCAGCAAGAUGUGGAAGAUGUUUGGACCGUGUUUGCGGAGAAUAAUCUCUCCCAUCGAGCACUUGUUGCUCUGUUACAUCACUUUAUCCAUGUGGUUCAGGAUACAAAGGCUACUGUCACCCAGAGACAAUGUGCCUUAAAUGCAGCUGGGCUGUAUUUCCUGCUCCUUGAAAUCCCAGGAAGUGUUGCCAACCGUAUCUUCCAUCCAGUGCUAUUUAACAAAUGUUUGGAUACGAUUAAAAAGAACUGGCCGGCAGCAGAUGGAGAUUUCCGAAAACGGAAAAAGGACACCCAGGCAAAGAGUUCUCGAGGUGAUGGCAAAGCAAGAAAGCGAGCCAGACCAGUUAGACAGAAAACUAAUGAGGAUAUGUUUGAGGAAGAAGAUGAUGAAGAAGAUACUGACUAUUUGUCCACACGUGACCUGCUUCUGAUCAGAAAUGAUAUUUUCUCUUUGCUGAAGAAUUUCCUGCGAUUGCUUUCUAAUUUCCCUUUGAAGGACAAACCCGAUAAUGCUCUCCAUUGUCUGCAGCUAUUCACUGAUCUGACCAAUUUUGAGCCUGUACCUGGAGGAUUACAACUUUCAGAUCCAAUAAACUUUGAAAGAACGAAGACUGUGCCUGAAUUAGCAUAUUAUGGACUUAAAUUACUGUGUUCACCCAAACAUGGUGAUGUUGAUAAGACACUGCGUUGCCUGUUUCAAAGACUGUUGAGUAUAAUAUUAAUGCUGAGUGGUGUGAACGGCACCAGAUCUGUUGCUGUCUUGGUAGUGGGACAACGAACUAUCAUUGCCAGAGAUCAAGCCAUUACAUUUGUCAGCUACAUUGUGGAUGAAGUGAAGGAGCCUGCGUUGCCCGUUCUUCGAAUAUUGCUGCAACACAUUUGCACUAAGGUGCCAGAUAAAGCAGAAUUUCGGACGCAUGGUGCCCAAGCCCUGGUGAAAUUGCUAACUAAACUUUCUUCUGCGGAUUAUGUUGCUUUCUUGGAUUGGUUCCAUAAAUAUUCACUAAACAGCAAGAUUUCUUACAGAAAUUUUGCUUUGGAUGUAAUAAUGGCUUUGCUGAAAUUACCUGAUAGGGGAGAAGACCCCUCACUUCAACCAGAGCAUCAGAAGUAUCUCGAUAACAAGUAUUGGAUCCAGGUGGUGAUCUUGGAUAGAUGCUCCGAUAAAGCCCCUACAGUCCGGAGCAGGGCACUCUCUUGUCUUGCCCAAUGUUUAGACUUGAAUAUUGCAUCGGCUUUUGAGUCUGUUCAGGAACUAAUGCUGGGAACCACAAAAAGUCUACACAAGACCUUGGGUAUACUGGAAUCCACUGAAGUCACAGGAAAUCUUUAUUCAUUAGCCACUGUCACAUCUAACCAAAGCAGGGAUGCAUUAAAAACUAUUGAAGUCACGGACCCAAGGGAAUCGAUGGUGAAGAAUGUUUCAGAAAUUAUGUCAAUGUUACGAGUGAGGGCUGGUGAUGAAAGAACCAUCGUACGGAAAUCAGCUAUUCAGGUGCUUGUAAGCAUUUUGAGACAGAAUGUAGUCCUCUGCACCCAAGAAGAUCUGACUGUAUUACAAGAUCGUUGUCGAGAUCCUGCUCCAUCUGUUCGCAAGCAAACAUUGCAAUUAAUCACCGAUCUUCUGUUGGCUCAACCCAAUAAUGAAUUGCUACAGAAGGCUUGGAUGAAUGGAGUCAUCCCAGUUGUAAUUGAUCCUGAGAAUACGGUCCAGGAAAAAGCACUGGAGUGUCUGAAUCAAGUGGUAAUGCAGCAAAUCAAGAAUUACAGGCAAUUUAGUGACGAAGACAAACGUCAAAGACUGGCCUGGGAUGUCUUAGCACUUCUUGUAUUUGAGUAUCAGGAGCUUUGUCGUUACCUGGCCAAAGCUUUCCUUCUGUGGUCCCAACAAGAUAAGUUCAGUUCAACUUUUAUAAAAGACCUUAUCACUCACACUGACACUGAUCAUGCAGCUGCUGCCUGGAUGUUGCUUUCAAAAAUUGCAGGAUCCUUCCCAAAGUUGAACUAUACCAAGAUUAUAGGCUCUUGGGAUGACCUUUACAGGUCUAAAAAUAUAGAUAACAGAACAACCCACAUCUUGAGUGUCAUGGGCAACAUUGCUCAUCACUUGUUGGAGGAAACCAGAGCUAAGUUGAUAGACGAAGUCAAGAAUUUGAUAAGUGCGUUUUGCUCUACUCCAGAAAUAGUCAGCCAGGCAGUUGAGACCUUGUACAAGCUCUGUCACGCUCAUUGUAAGACUCCAGAAGAGACGCAGGUCCUGCUGGAUCAGGUGUGCGGUGAGCUGAUCUUGAUUUGCGAAUCGUACAUCUCUAAUAUUGUUUUUAGCGAUGGAGGAACUCAGCAUGCGGAUGAGAGUAUGUUGGUGAAGCACCUUUUCACUCUUGGUGAGGCAGCACAGCUGUGCCCCAGGAAAGUUGAUAAGCGGAUCUUCCUGCUGGUCCAGUCAUUCCUUGCUGGCCCUCUCGGUCUGAGUCUUGAUAGCAGUGAUCUCCCGGCUUCACAGCCCCUUACCGAGUUUUCAGGAUCUGCUGCCGUAUCUUCGGUUGUCCGAGCACAUGCCUUUUUUACUCUCGGAAAGUUGUGCCUGCAGCAUGAAGAUCUAGCUAAGAAAUGCAUUGCUGCUCUUGCACGCGAGUUGGAGGUGUGCAAAGAUGUUGCAGUUCGCAAUAAUGUCAUCAUCAUCAUAUGCGACCUCUGCAUGCGAUACACUACCAUGGUGGUUCGGUACAUUCCUAAUGUCGCUGUGUGUUUAAAAGACAGUGACCCCUUUAUCCGUAAACAGACCAUGGUUAUGCUGACAAACCUACUCAAGGAUGAAUAUAUAAAAUGGAAAGGUUCCCUCUUCUUCAGAUUUGUAAGCGUUUUGGUGGAUUCAGAUGAAAGUAUACGGAGCUUUGCAGAGUUCUGUUUAGUCCACCUGCUCCUGAAAAGAAACCAGGUUAUGUUCUCUCAACAAUUUACUGAAUGCAUUUUCCACUUCAAUGCCUAUGAAAAACAUGACAAAUACAAUAAAUGUACUCAAACUGAGCGAGAGAAGACGCUAUUUUCCUUGAAGGGGAAUAAAAACAAAGAGAAACGAAUGACUAUUUAUAAGUUUCUGUUGCAACACUUCACAGAUGAACAACGUUUCAAUGUUACCAACAAACUUGCUCAUGAUAUUCUAGCGUGUUUCGUUGAUGGAAUGCUUCCAGUGGAUAUGGAGGCAAAUGAAUUGCUCUCGGAUACAUUCGCGGUGAUGAGUUGCAAGGAGAUCAAACUCACUUCUUUUCGAACAAAAUCUAGUGAUGAUGCUCAGCUGGAUGAUGAAAUGGCCAUGGCUAAUGCAGUCAUGCAGGUAGCACAGAAAAAGCUCAUAUCACAGGUCCAGAAGAAGAAUUUUGUAGAAAACAUCAUUCCUAUUGUAUCAUCUCUGAAGAGUCAACUAGAGCAGAAGCACAUCCCAGCGCUGAAGGAUCUCAUGCAGUACUUGCAAGAAGUAAUGCAGGAUUAUCGGAAUGAGAUCAAGGAACUUUUUGCUGCUGAUCGGCAGCUGGCGGCUGAGUUGGAGUAUGAUCUUAAAAAAUAUGAAGAGCAGGUUGCUGGGGAGGAGGGGACGGAGUGCGUGACAGUGGGUGCAGCUGCGUUAUCACCAAGGGCUUCACCCUCGGUGCGCUCUGCUGUACGUAUUGGAACUGAAGCACUCUCUACUGGUACCCGAGUAGUCCAGCUUACACCCCCAAAGCAGAGGUCCUCUGUUUCACCGUUUGGUAUUCCUAUUUCUACAUCCAUAGCACUGCUUACGCCCAGGCUCACAAAGCGCAGAUCCAUGCCUUUAAGUACUCUGGCUAUUCUAAACUCUGCAAAGAAGGCGGUAGAAAUGAGCCAGAAAAGAAAAACCACUGGGUCUGUAUUACCGGGAUCCACCUUGAGGGGGAGCAGAUAUACUCACAAGUAUCCUGAUACUGCAGUUUCAUUACAGAGCUUGAAGGAGAAUACAGCGUCUGAGAGUUCAUCGACCAAUGCCUCAAUGACUGAACGAGCCAUCAGCACUCCAGACCGAACAAUUGGCAAUGUGACCUUUGGUGCAGGAGUCAGCUACAUCAGUAUAACUCAAACCCCAACAGCUGAAAACGGUCAUGAACGGUCAAAGGAACAAAAUAACUUAUUGUGUCUGAUGUCCCCAGAUAAACCGGUACCUCAGCCACGACAGUGGAAGGUGGAAUCGCCAGCUGCCAAUAAAACAAACCCAUUCCAAGGCAGAACUAGAUCUCAGAAGAAAAACUAAAGCGUUCAAACUGAAGCAGAAAUUUGCAAUUUGUAUUUUACUGUCAGUGCUGUUCGAUGUUUCUUCCUUUUGCACACUCAGAAUUUCGGCAGAGAACUUUGUCAUUUCUCACAACUAUACAACAGACUACAAAUAUUUUAUUUUUGCUGUGACAAAUUUCAUGGGUUUUGUUUUUAGUUUAGUGGAAAGUCAUAUUUAUAGCCCUGUUGUAUAUUUGACUAAUAUAAUUUUUCUGGCUUGACAGUUUGAAUACUAGAUUCUUUUAAUCAAUAUUGCUACGUGUUAUGAAUUAGGGGCCACACAUUAGGAGCUUGAAUAUCAUAGCAUUGAUUACCUUAGCAGUGGGAAUUACUGUGUUUAAAGUGAACAUAUCACUGCUGUGAUUGAGACUCAAAGAGCUUUCGCAUAAAGUGGCAGUGCAUUUUUGAGUUGAGAUCUCUUCUUGACUUGUUCAUUAGUAAUAACAUUGUGGUAUCGUGCAGGAUGCCCCUGUUUUGUGGCCUGGCUGUAAACAGGAGCAAAGCUGGGUGUAUGUGGCUAAAGCCAGUCCAUUGGCUUUUAUAAAGCUUAAUCUUCCUAAUAAAGCUGCAUAAUGAUAAUGUGAAAGCCAAGGCUGUAAUUGGAUGUAAGAAAUGAUUGAAGCAAAUAAUGAACAAGUUCCUGUUGUACUUGAGCAAGAAAACAUUGCCUGCUCUCCAAUCUGCAGGAGCCAUUCAGUCUGUUUCUGCUUGUUAUUAGUACAAAGUAAAAGAGGCAGCAGGUUGUGAUUUAGACAAAGGUUCAUUUGAGUACUACAAACAGAACACAGAAAUGUGUUGAUGAAGCAAACCUCUUCAGCCUUGUUUUCAAAGGUCCACGAUUUGCAUUUCCCUGUGUUAUUGUGUUGUGAUGCUGCUUUCUGACCCUCUAUUGCCUUUUGUCCCCACCUCUAAAAGGACAACAGCUUGCAGAGUUUCAGCCACACGACUGUGACAACACUGGUUCAUGUUUGAUGUGAAUCAAGCAGUUGGCUGCAAAGGGUGGGCAGAUUUGCCAUUGACUGCCCAAUCAUCUCAUGAAAAGUUCAGACUGGGCUAAGCUGUGAUGUCCGAAAAAUCUUUAACUUGUGUGGAUAGAUUUUAAUAAUACAUUUUAUUUGGAAAGAAGCAUAAGCCUUAGACUGUUGUAAGAGGGAGGGUGGAGGUGUGAUUGUGGGUAAGUAUACCUGAGGUAGAAUUACAUUUUCUAUUUAUAUUCAGCAGAUGUAGGAUGAUGUAAAUUUCCACCUGGAUGUAAAAUGCCAGUGGUAUUUGUGGCGGGUAAAUCGGGUGGCACCAAGGGUAGAGGCGGUUGGCAAAGAGUAAUGGAGGCCCCAUGACCACUACCCUCAAUUACAUGUGUACUGUUGGGGGAAGAGAGGGAAGAAAUGGCCUCUCAAAGCAGCAGCCAGGUUGGUGGGACUGCGACUGGUUCUGAUGCACAGCCGGAGUAGCGAUAUGGAGACACGAGAGUUCAAGGAACAAACAGGAGGAAUAUGAGGAGCCUCAAAAGGCGAUGCCAGGGUGGCAUGUUGCUUGCCUCUUGGACGCCAGUCAAGGAGCAGCUGCAGAAAUAUUUUAAGGGGGAGGGUGAGUAGACAGAGGUUGUUGCACAUAUAGGUACCAGGGACUUGUGUAGAAAAGGAUGAGAUCCUGCAUUGAGAGUUAGGACUAAAGCAGAACCUCAAGGAGAAUAAGCACUGGAUUACUUACAGUGCCUCAUUUAAGUGAGAGUCAGAAUAGGAAGGUGGGAUGUAUGAAUGUGUGGCUGAGGAGCUGGUGCAGGGGGUUGCAGUUUUGGACCAUGGGGAUUAAAAAGCAAGGGGGGGAAAUGCAAUUGUGGGGAGAUAAUCACAGUCAGAUCAACCAGGAGCUUCUUAAAUGGCAGUGGCCCACUCCCAAUUACUUUGGCUGUGUGUGUGUCAAUUUAGUUUCUCAAAGUCAGGCCAUAGCUGAUUACAUUUUUCAGAACAAGGAAAUUGCAUGCGGAAGUUUCAAUGAAUUCAGAAUCAAGUAGAUGGUUUAUUAGAGUACAAAUUACUGUAAAAUUAUAAUGUUGGGAUUUCCUGUUGAAAAAUACAAUAUUUGACUAACUGAAUAACUUGCCUAAAGCUGGCUCAGCCUCUAUUCACAACUUAUUGCAAUACGGUUUCUAAAUUUAAACUAUAUUUACUAAAAUAUUCAAUCUCAGAAUUACCCCUUGAUCUCCCACUGCUAUAUCCGAAUUUAGCAUUAAAUACAUUUGAUUUAGCCACAGGAAAUGUGCUGAUUUCCCCUCUCUCUCAUUACUGACGCAGUCAGAGUAUUGGUGUUUGAGUGUACUUUGUCAGUUAGCUCAAUUUAGUCCAUCUGCUUGGAUUUUCAUUUAUGUCCACGUACUAAUUUUUAGCACUGAUGAAAUCAAUGCUCUCUAUACUAUUGUUGCAAACAAUAAUGUAGGUGGUUCAAUGAUCUCAGUUACACAUGCAGUGUGCUCUUGUUCAGGCACAGGGCACCAUUCCAACGUUUGGACAACUUUCUUUAAAUGUGCGUUUACUUUUAAUUUAACUGAGAUUGUUGCUCAGUUGCAUGAAAGUUGGACUUGAGCUGUCCAGGGGAUGAGUUGCAUAUCCUGUCACAGGUUAAAGGAUAAAUGACCCUUAUGGAUUAUCCCCAGGGACUUACAUGAGAUGUAUGGCUUCCUAUUUCAUAGAGCACUGUCACAAACCCUUAUUUUAUAAAUCAGCUAUUAGAUUACAAUAAAAUAAAUAUCUACAUUAUUAACUCUA